GGUCGUACCACUGGUCCCAUCUUGGCGUGAGGAAGAAGAGCUGAGCGAACCGUCCAUAUUACAGCUGCUUUGUCAGCACUUUCCAUGGUGAUGGACCCUCCUGGUGGGGGAGAUGAAAGGCGGAGGCAGGCAGAGCGUCUUCGACGAGAGGAGGCAUACUACCACUUCAUCAAUGAAUUGAGUGAGGAGGAGUACCGCCUGAUGAGAGACAGCAACCUGCUGGGCACCCCUGGGGAAGUGACUGCGGAGGAGCUUCAGCAGCGUUUGGACGGAGCAAAAGAGCGCUCAUCUUCUCAGCCUCGCACGCAGCAGCGUUUGCAGACUGCUGACUCUGGAGAGCAUCAGAGUAGUAGUGGGGAGGGAGAGGAGAGAGCUGCUGCAGGGAGACGAGGGGCAGGAGGCACGGAGCCCGGACCAGAAACAUCUAAUGGUGAUUCCUUGCUGGAGUGGCUUAACACUUUCAGACGCACCGGUAAUGCGACUCGCAGCGGGCAGAGUGGCAACCAAACGUGGCGUGCCGUCAGUCGGACCAACCCUAACAGUGGAGAGUUCCGUUUUAGCCUGGAGAUCAAUAUAAACCACGAUCAACCAGAGCCAGGAGAGCAUAAUGACAGCGUGGACAACACGGAUGCAGCUGAGCUACCUGUGACUGCUUCCAACACAACUGACCCCUCUAUAGACACUAUUCCCCUCUUAUCCAGCUCCCGCCCUUCAGCUACAUCAAGGCCUGCUCCAUAUCCCUCCCCCCGCCCAGCCAUCAGCAGAAGGAUGCAGACAAGGCGCACACGAGGCAGUAAUACCACACUGUCCAUGAGCCCCUCUGCAGUUCCUCCUCCUCUGCUGGAGGCUACACCCGCCGUUGUUGCUUCCCAACGGAGGGGUACCACUUUGCACUCUUUAGUACCUCCCCCCACUGUCCCCAGUGCUUCUAUUAAUCAGACUUCGCAUGUUCAGCGCCAGCUCCUGAAUGUAGAAGUGGAGCAGGGGCAUAGCACCAUGCCUGCUUCUUUAGAAUGUCCCCAGGUGUCACCUCAGUCUGGGUCACAAGUCCCAGCCGCAGGACACGAAACACGUGGCAGUAGGACUCGAUCACGCGGCCGCGCACGCAGGGCUGCGACAGGGAACAGUGUUUCAUCUCGCAUGUCGAGACGAAGUCGUUCCCCGUUACACAGAGCAUCUGUCGUCAGUAUCUCUCCGCCAUCUGGCAGCGGCCUCAGCGCUUCUGCCGUUCAUGCUGUUGAGCCGAGCAGCGUCACAACCUCCGUGUCGAUGGAGACUGGGUCAGAACCUGCAGCGGCAACAGAAUCAGCUGUGGAGACAGUAGAACGUCAGAGUGAAUCACACGCAUCAGGAGCGGGAAGUUCAGCAGUGAGACGGCAUCCUACCAUCAUGUUAGAUCUGCAAGUGAGAAGGAUUCGACCCGGUGAGAACCGCGAUCGGGACAGCAUCGCCAGCAGAACACGAUCCCGCGCACGGGUUGCUGAGAAUACCGUCACAUUUGAAAGUGACAGCGGUGGAUUUAGACGCACCAUAUCCCGCUCUGAGCGAGCCGGGAUCCGCACUUACGUGAGCACGAUUCGGAUUCCACUGAGGCGCAUCAGUGAGACAGGCCUGGGAGAACCCAACUCCACUGCUCUACGGUCCAUCCUGCGACAGAUCAUGACUGGAUUUGGGGAGCUCAGCUCCCUAAUGGAGACAGAGGCUGACUCUGAAAAUGUUGCACCGAGCCACGCCGAUGUCGGUGGUACAAAUGGCAACACCAGUCCUGUCAAUAAUCUACAAACAAAUGAGAGUGCAGCUGGCCAGCUCGGUACAGGUGAGGCUGUUCAGGAGAGGGUGGGGCUUGUGGGGAAUGAUGAUGAGCAGAAUGGGCAGGCCAGACUUGGGGGAGCAGUAGUGAGCACCACAGAGGGCCGGCCCAACAACAGAGACACCAACAAUCUAGUAGAAAACGGCACCCUACCGAUUUUGCGGUUGGCACACUUUUUUUUGCUCAACGAUGAGGAAGAUGAUGAACAUCCCAGAGGCCUGACCAAAGAACAGAUUGACAAUCUAUCAACCCGCACUUAUGGUCAGGCCAGCCUGGAAGGUGAAAUAGGUCGUGCAUGCAGCGUCUGCAUCAAUGAAUAUGCUCAAGGCAACAAGCUUCGCCGUCUGCCCUGCUCCCACGAAUUCCACAUCCACUGUAUUGACCGCUGGCUGUCUGAAAACAACACCUGCCCCAUCUGCAGGCAGCCUAUACUUUCAGUGCAUCGUGACUGACCUGUUCGCCCUAAAGCAAAACCAUCCUGCUCCCGGCUGGCUGAACUGAGCAAACCCGAGUGGGCUUUGCAUGUAAAUAGCUUUGAUGGGUUAAUUUCUUUGAAAAUAUCCAUUGUGUUGAGGAAGGUUGAACAAAAACAGUGUGGAGAAGUGAAACAAUAAAUCCAGAGAAUUAACAAAACUUUAUUUUUUUAGAAUUUUUGUUUUCAACAGCUUGUCUAUUUCCCUCUUCUUAUGACCUUGGUUGCUAUUCCUUUCAUAAACCUUCAGAGAUCCUUAUGUCAGUGAUGGCAUUGAUGCGUUAGGGCGCUCUGGAGCAGCUGCUAAAUAGUUUCAAAUUAACUUAGAUGUCUGAUACCUGUGACAUCACUUUUACCCAACUGGACAAUGCAAAUAAUUCAGACUUGAUUUAUUCAAUAUAAUCUGUAAAUAACUCACCAAUGCUUCUAAGGUUUCUCAAGUAAAACACUACUCACAUGCCAUCUGCUCAGAACGGAGGCAAGAAGUCCGUUUUUUUUUUUUUUUUAAUUAAACAUUUGCCAUUUUAAAGCUUCAACAUACAUUUUAAAGGGAUCCUUUACAGUUUAUUAAGAAAUGUAUGAUUUGUUGUGAUUUGUAUGAGCUAUGUGUUCAGUUUUAAAGAAGAUUUAUUCUGUAUUUCUCUUUGUUAAAGCCCUCAUGGGACUGUUAAGACCUGGUAUUUAUGUGUGUUCUGAGUGAUCCGAUCACCAAUGGACAUCUCUUAAGUACGUAUGUCAAUGCGUGGCAUAAAAAUACAGCUCCACCUGCAUCUUUAGCGAACACCUAUGAUAAUAUCUGUUACUUUCCAAUAUACAAAUAAACACGUCACUUUGUCAAAAUCAGCUAAAUAAACAGUGUAUCAGUGAGUCUACUGAUUUAUUUAUUUUCUGUAAGAUUUAUACUCUAUGGAUCUGAACUAUAGGAUUAAGACAAUAAGUCCUUUUUCAUUUACUGGGCUUGUUUACAGCAGAUUUACAAGUAUAUCAAUAACAUCAGUUAUGUAAAAGACAAAUGAAAGGAGUGAAAAGAGCAUAGAAUAGUGCUUUUUGAUGUUUAUUUUUGCAGAGCUCAGUGUCUCGGUGUCAGUGAUGCACAAAAAUACACCAUCUGAAGCUUUUAAAGUUGUCAGUUUUCAUUUUGAACUAAUCUUUGAAGAAAGCCUGGAAAUGACCAAACAUACGCAAACAGCAUCUCUUAAAAGUCUUAUAUAUAUUCACAGGUUUUAAGGAGUGUAAAUACUCUACUUACUGACUCACAGGAAAGAUCUGGAGCUCUGGUACAGCACCAUCUGUUUUGUUCCCUUUUGAUGGAGAUGCUAACAAAAAAUGAGCAGUGAUAUUUCUGUGACUAAAAUGAUCCUGUGAGUUUGGGAUAUGUGGUUUGGGAAGCAUCAAACAUCGCAGACCACAUCUGAUUGGCCCAGUUGCUUUCACAUCUGUAUUGAAGUGCCAUCCACUGUCAUUUGGAUCAUAUAGAACGCACUAUGCACCAGGUCUGAACGGGCCCCAAGUCUUACUGCAACAUCGAAAUCAGUUAAUCAUCCAAUGAAAUCUACAAAUUGGAAAUCACAAAUGUUUCCCAUAUGAACAGCGCAGUUCAAAUGAAAGGCAGUCAGCAUGUGAUAAUCAGGGGUUCAGACUUGCUUGUAUGUGUUGUGCAAUAUGAGGUGAAAGAAGUAUUAUUUUGACGUUCAUUGAUGUUUACUUUGUAAUUCCUGGUUCUUUUAUCAACUUCUACACAAAAUGUCUCUUCAGUAUAACAUUUUCGUGUCCUCUCAGAUCUUGUUGCCAUGUCAGAUCCCAACAUGACUUUUAGGGUUAAUAUUGCUGACCAAGCUGCGAGAUGGCAUUUAAAUAAUUAAACAAAUUAAAUUUAGUUUUUACGGUUGUCCAGCAAACUAAAAAUACUUAUUCAUGAAACAAGUUCUGAAAUGUUUAUGUUCAUAGCAUCUGCCUUGGAGUAAUAUAUUUCUUCAUUGUCUUUUAUGUUUUAAUUUUAUGUUGGGCUACAUGCACAGAUAAUUGCAUUUCUAGUGUGAAAAGAGGAUUGUGGACUCGUUUCCACCAAUAGUCACUUUAUGCUUAAACAGGAAAUAUUACAUCUGUGCAGUUAAUAUGUUGCUAUCAAAACUGCAGGAGCAAUGCAGUAUAGUAUGUAAGAAUGUGUGAGUGAUCCGUGUGUAUGCUUUCAUUGUUAGUGUGUGUGUGUGUUUGUGUGCGAAGGGAAGGCCUAGUGUCCAUAAAACCUGGUUCUGAGAAACCUGUUCAGUCAGUGUCCACCUCGGAGGCUUGUGGGUAAACAGCUCAGAAGUGAAUAUUUAUUCUAUUCCUAUUUAAUAAAAUGGAAAUCAGCCUUUUGAAGUAUGAAAUGUGACAUGUUACAAUGUGAUGAGAGUUAAUAAAAUGGACAUGAUGAAUACGUUACUAUGUAAUGAUUUAAAGACAUCAGGUUUCUCCAUUGCUCUUGAUAAGUGUGUAAAAUGCCACUUAACAUGAAUGUUAAUCCUUUUGUAUUUAUGUCUUAUAUUUGCACGUGGUAAAUGAGGUGGAGUUUAUUUUAACAGCUUUUUGCACAUUUUGAUAGCUCUCCAU
This is a messenger RNA of Cololabis saira (Pacific saury), 4874 nucleotides long. RefSeq names its product ring finger protein (C3H2C3 type) 6 (gene rnf6). The transcript has 4 exons. Bases 85 to 2262 code for a protein of 725 amino acids. Gene Ontology annotation, biological process: ubiquitin-dependent protein catabolic process; positive regulation of DNA-templated transcription; protein ubiquitination. NCBI's taxonomy places the organism in Eukaryota, Metazoa, Chordata, Actinopteri, Beloniformes, Belonidae. Gene Ontology annotation, molecular function: ubiquitin protein ligase activity. Gene Ontology annotation, cellular component: cytoplasm; nucleoplasm. The record is from RefSeq and is a predicted model, not a curated record.